Exophiala bonariae is the source of this 1593-nucleotide messenger RNA. RefSeq lists its product as uncharacterized. The transcript is spliced from 2 exons. Bases 1 to 1593 code for a protein of 530 amino acids. Lineage: Eukaryota; Fungi; Ascomycota; Eurotiomycetes; Chaetothyriales; Herpotrichiellaceae. The record is from RefSeq and is a predicted model, not a curated record. Gene Ontology annotation, molecular function: protein binding.
AUGAACAACACAUUCAAUGGUGGCGCCAUUUCAGAUCAAGUAGUAAACCAGCAGUGGAGGAUCAUAGGUCCAUCCUCAGCGCAAUGGAGCGACAUAAAGGAGAUUUUCACACAACUAUACAUUGUAGAAAACCGGAAGUUGAAAGAUGUCAGAGAGAUCCUGUCGAAAAGCCAUGGCUUUAAUGCGAGUGAGAAGAUGUUCAAAAGACGUAUCUUCGACUGGAAGAUCCGCAAGAAUUACAAGGCCAAGGAUAAGGAAAUCAUCGCCAAAAAGGUCAAGGCAUGUGUAAGUUCGGGACAAGAUCUUCACUCUCUAUCAUUUCAAGGUCGGCCGGUCAAGUUGGACAGAGUCAAACGCCACUAUCGUACUGAUAAACGAUUUUCUCGAUUGCUGGAGACCUUGUCACACAGCCCUGAAGAGGAUGAUAUAACGAUCGAUGAACCGCCCAUCAAAGAAGACUCCCCUUCAACUGCGACCGGUACGCUAUGCCCGUGGAGAUAUUCUGCCUCAAAUUCCGACCAGGAUGAAAUGUCCCUGCAGUAUGACAACGACCCGAGUAAUGUAACAAUAACCCGACAUUUGAGCCCGCCAACCGACUUUUAUGCCGUUGAGUCCACCCUAUUUCACACUCGAGAUGCUAUUCGAUGGCACUUCACUUCAUUCAAACCCCUCAAGGUGAAAGAACUUGUCCUUCGGUUUCCCAGGACAGUUUCCGAAGAAGUCAGAACAGGUCGUAUUGAUCAAGCUUCCGAGUUUUGGCUUAGUCUCUAUCAUGGACUCCAUCACAUCGAAUCCGGAAACUCGAUGCACGCAUGGAAGGCAUUCGACAAAUGCUGUCAGAUGGUACAGCCUCUCUUAAUGUCGGCCCCGCUUCACCUGUUGUCGUGCGUCCUCCUCCAUUUCGCAACAUCCUGGCAAGGUCUGAAUGAACUGGAGCACCAUCUACUGGACUUUAUCUCCUCAAUGGCGAGUAGCGUCGUCGGAUCUGAACAUCCUCUCGCCCUCGCGUUCGGGAUGAUCGCCACAGCCGAUAUCCGCGACCUCGUAGUAGAAUCGAUCAUGGAUCUGGUGACACAGGGCUACAAGUCCAGACGGAAACUGGAUAAUUCAUCAUUGUUUGCCCUACGAGUCGACCAGAUUGAUAUGCUGCGCAAGCGCAAGAAGUUCCCACAGGCCCUCACGCUUUGCCAGCAGCUCGUCAAGGACAGUCAAACGAUGAGGAAGAAACGCUAUCGAACUGCGCUGGCCACAUUAGGUCGGAUCUUUGCCGAUCAAGGCGAGGAAUAUGGGGUGGAAUCUGUGGCGCACAGGAUCCUCGACAACGAAGCCUCGGACAUGGCAAACGCAAACAGCGGUGGCACGACAGCAUGGGCUUGUGAGCAGCUUGGCUCCUUGAGUCUCAAUCGUGGCGAGUAUGUUGUUGCAGAGGCAUACCUUCGACGCGCCGUGGAAAUGACUGUUCAAAGAUAUCCGAAUCGUGGCCCGUCAAUGGUGUCUCUGACGGAGAGGUUAGCCACGUGUCUACAGUUGCAAGGUAAGCGGACCAAUACUGGAACUCUGAGGGGAAAUGGACAACUCUCUACGGGUUUCUAA